Messenger RNA from Lontra canadensis (Northern American river otter), 1089 nucleotides. RefSeq names its product olfactory receptor 2G3. The transcript has a single exon. Gene Ontology annotation, biological process: G protein-coupled receptor signaling pathway. The record is from RefSeq and is a predicted model, not a curated record. Gene Ontology annotation, molecular function: olfactory receptor activity; G protein-coupled receptor activity. NCBI's taxonomy places the organism in Eukaryota, Metazoa, Chordata, Mammalia, Carnivora, Mustelidae. The coding region runs from base 1 to 1089 and encodes 362 amino acids. Gene Ontology annotation, cellular component: membrane.
AUGGAAAGGGCCAAUGACACUUCCCUGAUGGGUUUCAUCCUUCUAGGCUUCUCAGACCAUCCUCACCUGGAGGCUGCACUCUUUGUAUUUGUCCUUUUUUUCUACCUCCUGACGCUUGUGGGGAACUUCACCAUCAUCAUUAUCUCAUACCUGGAUCCCCUUUUCCACACCCUUAUGUACUUUUUCCUCAGCAACCUCUCACUGCUGGACCUCUGCUUCACCACUAGCCUCGCACCUCAGACCCUAGUUAACCUGCGAGGUCCAGAGAAGACUAUCACUUAUGGUGGUUGUAUGGUACAACUCUAUAUAUCUCUAGCACUGGGCUCCACUGAGUGUAUCCUUCUGGCUGUAAUGGCUUUGGAUCGCUACAUUGCUGUCUGCAAGCCCCUUCACUAUGUGACUAUCAUGAACCCACGGCUAUGCCAACAGCUAGCAUCCAUCUCCUGGCUCAGUGGUUUGGCUAAUUCCCUGAUCCAUGCUACUUUUACCUUACAAUUGCCUCUUUGUGACAACCAUAGACUUGAUCAUUUUAUUUGUGAAAUACCAGCUCUUCUCAAAUUGGCUUGUGUGGACACCACUGUCAAUGAGUUGGUGCUUUUUGUGGUUAGUGUCCUGUUUCUUCUAAUCCCCCCAGCACUCAUUCUUAUCUCCUAUGGCUUUAUUAGUCAAGCUGUGCUGAAGAUAAAGUCAGUGGAAGCAAGGCACAAAGCCUUCAGCACUUGCUCCUCCCACCUUACAGUGGUAAUUAUUUUCUAUGGCACCAUAAUCUACAUGUACCUGCAACCAAGUAACAGCUAUACUCAGGACCAAGGCAAGUUUAUCUCCCUCUUCUAUACCAUGGUGACCCCAACCUUAAAUCCUAUUAUCUACACUUUAAGGAACAAGGACAUGAAAGUAGCUCUGAAAACACUUCUGUCAAAAAAAAAUGUGCUCCCUACAAACAUGAUGUUCAAGGAAGUGUUUCCAAGACAUGUAGUCAGUCACCCAGCUUCUAUUAGCCAAACCACAUUACCAUAUUUCCCAAUUUCAUGCCAGUUUAACUUACAUUUACUUAAUCUAACAAGGAAGAUUUUCCUCUCAUACGGGUAA